GAAUUGUUUACAUGUCCCAAGAGAAAACGGGAGAGACAAGAGUUUUUUGUCUUCUAUGUCCAGAUCUAGGGUUUCUCAUCGCAUAAAACUAACUACACAAUCUUCAGUACACAACACAUGGAACUAGAUUCCUAAUCAAACAUGGAUUUGGAAAAGAUGGAGGGAAGUUCUGGCCACACCAAGUGCUCGAAGACGAGCCCUUCUAACCAAAAUCAAGAAGGGAGCGAUAGCGGGGAAAAUGAUGAUGAUGAAAGUAGCAGGCCUAAAAAUGGAGGAAGUUCAAGCAAUAGCACAGUUGAAGAGAAUAGUGAGAAGAAGUCAUCAUCAUCUGUAAGGCCUUAUGUUAGAUCCAAGAUGCCGAGAUUGCGGUGGACGCCUGAUCUUCAUCUUCGCUUUGUUCAUGCUGUGGAAAGACUUGGUGGACAAGAUAGAGCGACACCUAAGUUGGUCCUCCAAUUGAUGAACAUUAAAGGACUUAGUAUUGCUCAUGUGAAGAGCCAUCUACAGAUGUAUAGGAGCAAGAAGAUUGAUGACACAGGCCAAGAUUUUUCAGUUAUAGGUGAUCAUAGGCAUCUUGUGGAAAGCAGUGGAGAUCGAAAUAUUUACAACUUAAGCCAAAUUCCUAUGCUGCAAGGAUAUAACCAAACUCAUGUCUCCAGGUAUGGAGAUGCUUCUUGGAGUGCUAGUCGCGAAUAUUUUAUGCAUAGUUCUCGAAUAGGCCAGAGUUUGAUCCCGGAAACUAGACCUGGCAUAUUACAUGGAGAUAGGAGCUUCGGCAGCAACAAUGUCAAUCGGACUAACCACACAUUCUGCACAAAUGCACAACCGAUUACUUGGACAACACAAGACAUGAAGGAUGAUUUGAGAUCAAGAAAUCACAGCGAUCGAUACAGAAGGAUUGAGCCAGAAUCAAGUUCAAGUCUAAUUGAAUCACAGCCAAGCAUGAAGUUUAGCUCAAGAAAUUUCAAAGCAACAACUAGUAAUUAUCUACAGGAGUGGAAGACUUUGAAAAGGAAGGCGAUUGAUCGCGACCUCAAUUUGGAUUUGUCGUUGAGGCCAACAACGUCAAGUGGUAAUGCUGAGGCCGAAAGAAAGGCAGGAUUAGCGAAGGAAGGUGAAGUAGACAGCACUGAAUUGUCUCUGUCUUUAUUCUCAUCUUCUUCGUCCAAGAAGUUUAGCAGAGUCAAUAAGGGAGGAGGGGAUGAGGAAGCAAAAAGGGUAAGUACUCUGGAUCUGACUAUAUGAAUGAGACAAUUCUAAGUGAGAUCUUGAGGUACUUGCUCCAAAUUAGUAUUUAAGAAUAUGCAUGCAAUUGCACUUGAUCAUAUAUAUAUAUGUUGUCUUAUACAAAUUAA
This is a messenger RNA of Tripterygium wilfordii, 1355 nucleotides long. Its product is annotated as probable transcription factor RL9. The transcript is spliced from 6 exons. Bases 142 to 1245 code for a protein of 367 amino acids. The record is from RefSeq and is a predicted model, not a curated record. Gene Ontology annotation, molecular function: DNA-binding transcription factor activity; DNA binding. NCBI's taxonomy places the organism in Eukaryota, Viridiplantae, Streptophyta, Magnoliopsida, Celastrales, Celastraceae.